GGGUCAGGACAGGAUCAGGGACGGGUCGGGCCAAUUUUCAGCCCUAAUCUACACAUAUAUAUGUGUUUGGACUUAAGAAGACCAUGUGACACAAAACAAUGCUCAAAGUGCAAGAUCACGAUUCAAGCAAGUCCACAAAAUUUGGGGAUAUCCAACAAAGUAAGGACAAUCAUAGGAAACAUAAUACGGGGAAAAGAAGAAGGAAAACAACUUCUCUUAAAUGGAAAUCAUAAGGAUAACUAUCAAGUAAUGCUUAUGCUAUACUCUAAAAGCACUUCCUUGUGAAGAAGCAGAUUGUAUCCUUAGGUGUGUAGAAAUGGUCUUUCUUGAUGACCAAGGAUUAGCCCUAGCACGGCUCUCCUUUAAGCAGCUGCUGAACUUGUCACACAAGGAAUGCAAUGCACACCUCUUCGUGAUUGUUUGAGCCCAAAUUGGAUUGUAGAUCAUGAUCAUUAGUGAGGCUUGGUGUUGCUUCUUGAGCUUACUUUUGUCUCAUGGGCAUGUGAAUUGAGCCCGAAUCCUUGAAAUUAAAGUGUUACAUGAUUAUUUCGAUUUGUUCCGAUUUAUCCGACUUGUUUGACCUGUUUUGGAGCGGGUCUAUGGGGUGGGGCAGACAUGGGUAUUCUUAUCGACCCGACCUGCCAUGACUCGCCCCGUUCUCGACCAAUUCGUGCCUAAAUUACAUGUAAUCUUAGUCAAAUUACUUAGAAUUUUUCUUAAUUAUACCAUAUUUUAGCUACUAUAAAGUUGUGAAUUAGUGAAAACUUCAAUUUCUCCAAUAACUUAACUACUACAUUUUAUCAUAUUAUGAUUUGUUUCUUGGUCUUUAUAAUGAAAAUAACGAAUAUUUCUGAUACUUUCCAUAUAAAUUACAUACACAUUGGGUCGACCUGCCGCCCGACCCGCGCCCCGUGAUAGAUUACCAGACCUAGACCCGACCUACCAUGGGGCGGGUAUCUCGAUACUCAUACCGCCCCGGACCUGCCCAUUGUCAUUCCUACAUCAGAAACACUUGUAGUUCAUCCUUGGAACCUUUUAGUUUGACUCUGUGUGAUUGGUUGGUCCUUGAAUUAGAUCGUAAUUAGGUCCUUGGAUCAUUCUUGGAGUGCAUGAGAUUGAUUGAUAAUUCCACUAAUUAGUAAUUACACAACAUUAAGUAGUUGAUUACCUUUUCAAUAAUCAUGAGGUGUAGGUUUAUUCUGAGUACUUUUUACAGUUAUGGUGACGAUGGUGAGGGACUGAGGACAAUCGAGCGUCCUGUUAUUCGUUUAGUUUCUGAAAAAGUCAGUCUGAUAACCCCGAUUUUGUGGUUUUCUUGGUACGCAAGCAGAUUUCGCCCGCCCUGGCCCUGCCAAGCCAAUCUCGUUACAGUAAGAAAGAGAAAAGCAACAAACACCAGAAGUAGUACUCGCCCAGUCGCCGCCCCCACUGAUUUCCCUUUCGCUUCUUCCCCUCUGCUCUGUAUCUGCAUACCAGAGAUAUUCGCUGCUGCAACACCUUCUCUUUCUCUUCUUUCAUUCCCCAUCGGAGGAGGAGUGCCCAUAUCAGCAAACCCACAAGGGGGAGCAAAAAAUGGCGGCAAGGUUGGACAGUGUGGUGGAGUUACUUCGGCCGCUCGUCUAUUCCAGAGCUUGGGAUUACUGUGUUGUUUGGAAGUUGACGAAUGAUCCUUCCAGGGUUGUGGAAUGGAUGGGCUGUUGCUGCAGCGGCGCGAAGAUGGGUUCCGUCGAUCCUGCUGAUAGCGUCGUCAAGCAGGAGAUUGGAGCAGAGGUAAUGGGCACUCGUAAUUUUUGGGGUCCGCUCUGUAGAGAUGUUCACUUGAAGCAUCGGAUUAGCACAACGGCUUGUCAAGCUCUUGCUCGCUUGCCUUCUUUCAUGCCUUUGUAUUCUGGGAUUCAUGGAGAGGUUGCCAUUUCAAGUCGAUCAAGGUGGCUUCACCACGCCGGCAAUGUCGCUGAUUCUGAGUGUCAUUCUGAAUCAUCUGGGACUCAAGUUUUGAUCCCGGUGCUCGGCGGGCUUGUUGAGCUUUUUGCAGCCAAGCAUGUGCCUGAAGAUAAGAAGAUUGUCGACUUGAUUAUGACUCAUUGUAACAUGCUUCUUCUUGAGACUCUCAAGGAGAAUGAUCUCAACCCCUUGCUCCAAAACGAGUUCCACGAUCUGUUGUCUCCCUUCCACAUGUUCAGUCUCAUUCCCGAGAUACAGCUUCUUCCUCCCACAUUGCCGCGGCAGCUAUCCACUGCCAGUAACGGCUUUGAAGGAUCAUCAAGCACUUGCAGGCCUUCAAAUGGUUAUCCAUUGUUGGAUCUGUGUUAUAGUCCAUUUUCUGUACAAAAUGUAGGAUCAGGUAGCUCAACUGAAUCCAAGUACCAGGAGAGCUUCCUGAAGAAACAAGCCCCCACUCCAAGGGUGGUUUCACAGGGUAAGCAGAAAUUGGACAGAAACACGAACAAAUCCAAGAAUCUUACGUCGGAGAGGAACAGGAGGAACAGGAUACAAGAACGGAUGCUCUCCCUACGUGCCUUGGUCCCCAAGAUUACAAAGAUGGACAAAGUUUCAAUAAUUGGAGAUGCAAUCGAGUACAUUAUUGAGUUGCAGAACGAGAAACAGAGACUCCUAGAGGAGCUUCAACAGAUUGAAAAUGAGCAAGGCAAGGAGGUCGACGUGAAACAGGAAUUAGGUGAUGACGACCUACCCGUUGCUGCUAAAACUAGAAGGAUUGAGGCUCAACUAGACGUGACCCGCAUUAACAAAAACGAGUACUUGAUCAAGCUCUUGUACCACCAGAAGAAUGGCGGAUUCGUGAAGCUGAUGGAGACUUUGAGCUCUCUAGGUCUUCAAGUUGUAGAUGCCAACAUUACCAACUUUGAUGGCCAAGCUCUAAACAUUCUCCGGGUUGAGGGAAACAAGGAAAUCCCAGAGAUGAAACUGAAAGACACGUUGGUGAAGCUAGUAUGAGAAGUACGUAUUUCAGGAAGCACAUGGAAGAAGAUAGAAGAAGCGAGGAAGGACCUUCUUUCCCCCCCUCCUUAUAUAUGCAGCUUUUGGCCUCUUCGCUGGCGAACUUAAGUGUAGCCUGACAAUGAUUGCGGAGAGAAAAAAAAUCUCAUCGAUGACGUGGGUUACAAGUACUGACAUUGAGUUCCUUUUGUUUACCUGAACUUCAGUUUCUUGAAAUCCUAAGUACGAUGUAAAUUCAAAGGGUUUCUUCUUUACAUGGCAGAGCGUACAAUGAGGAAGAAGAAGCAAAAACCGUUAACCAUAUAGCAGAGGUGUUCAGGUUAAUCCGAGGUUUGAUAUCGAUCCACUCGCAAAUAGCUUAACAUGCGGUGGGUUGGUGAUAUAUGUAGGCGGGUGACCCGCACGAUAUUUUCACAUAAUCAAAUGACUCGUGCCUAAUUACACCUAUCCCGAUCAAAGACGAAGUGCAACAUCUAACCAAGUGUAGUAUAGAGCAACUAUUUCGUAAUAUCAACUGCCGUGGUUUAUCUAUUCCUACUUCAAUGAACUAUACGUUAUCUAGCGAUCUGAUUGUUGUUUUAACUACGACUCUAAACAAGCAUGCAAGUAAAUUGAGAUAAAAUUUAAUUGAGGAAACAUCACUCGGAUGUGUUUCCUCUCGGUACAUGCCGAAUUAACGUUGUGACACCCUAGCAUAAUUCACACUUCGCAUAUACCAUGGGGAGCUCUAAUUUAGAUAAGACUCCACAUUCGAGUUAUUCUACCCGGCUCAAUUGCGCUACCCGGAGAGGCCUACCAAAUAACCGACCUAGACAAUUGAGCCAAUCAAAACUACUCCCACAAUUUGGUAAAAACCCGAUACAACACAAGGAAUCUAAUCACACUUGUUCAUAGACUCCAAGUAUUGAAUUGACAAUGCUCUAGAUCAACAUUAAGGAGAUAUUCUCUCACCUAGAUCAAUUAGCCCCAAAUAGAGGGAAGUUAUCAAUUUGGAUGAAUAAUACUCAAAUCAAUAUAUAAUCAAGAUGCAAAUCAAGGAAUAGGGUUCACAAACAAUCAAUUACAACAUAAUAGACUAGGGUUCUACAAUACCCAAGUGAAUUGGAGGACUACUCUAUGGUUAGAUUGACAAAAACAACCAAAGUGGAAAAGACAAUCAUCAUGAUGAGAAGAUCCUGCUCCUUGGCUGCUUGUUGUGUUCUUGAAGAUGGAAUCAAUCCUCCUAUGGUGGCGGGUGGCUCUAAUUGACCUUCAACCCUCCUUGCUUGUUACUUUCUUUCUCUAGCAUAGAAGAACACCUCCGAUUUCUCUAUAAAAAAGCCAAACCCCUUAAAAUAUGAUUUUUCCUCUCUUUUACACUCCGUAGUGAAGAGUUCACGGUUGACAAUCACGCCCAUGAACUUCGCAACAAUAUCGUGAUGCAGACUGAAAACGCACAUCAUGGUCUGGUCAAAAUCUUCACGCCUUGAGACCGCGAAGUCUGCAACUAGCCGUGAGUCGUCCUGGUCUUCCAGGGAACAUGCAACGUUCAAUUUCCAUCAUCUUUGACUGUUUUCACCAUUUGGUCCCAUUUUGUCUAAUUUCCACCCGACUUUCGACCCUUUUGCCAAUUUCACCUGUUAGAGCCUAAACACACUAAAAAAUAACAAAACCUAGUGUAAAAUGACUCCAAGGACGAUGGUACACAAGUCAAACGACAAAAGGAAAGGGGUAUAGAUUGGCUCGAAUCACAUACUACACACACCAUCGACUUAUGAAGAUAGAGAAUAAAUCAUAGGAAUAAUA
Linum trigynum is the source of this 4743-nucleotide messenger RNA. The record is from the annotation of a GenBank genome assembly. Lineage: Eukaryota; Viridiplantae; Streptophyta; Magnoliopsida; Malpighiales; Linaceae.